Molecule: messenger RNA, 648 nt
Organism: Vicia faba (fava bean)
Lineage: Eukaryota; Viridiplantae; Streptophyta; Magnoliopsida; Fabales; Fabaceae
Source: the annotation of a GenBank genome assembly
AUGUCAGUUAGACAACGCCGAUCCGACAAGCAAUCUGCAGAAGCAGAAAACAACAGUGUUAAUGGUGCUGAUGCUGCAUUGGCAGCAGCACUGCCUUCCUUAUCGAGACGUGCACUGUCUGGAACACUAAAAGGGGCAGCCAACUUGGCCAACAUGUUUCCGUCUGGAACCCUCUUGGUAUUUCAGAUUCUGAUUAAGGUUUUCACAAACUACGGAGUUUGUAACUCCGUUACACGCCUCACCACACUUGUACUCCUCUUCUUGUUUGCACUCUAUUGCUUCCUUGCAUGUUUCACCGAUACCGUCAAGGCAUCAGACGGAAAAAUCUACCAUGGCAUAGCAACCUUCAAGGGUCUGUGGCUAUUUGACUACUCACCGGUUGUUGACACAUCAAAGACAACAUUACCCGAUUUGACAAAGUAUAAGCUUAGUAUGAUCGACUUUGUUCAUGCAUUUUUGUCUCUGCAUGUCUUCUUUGCAGUUGCAUUGAGAAACGAUAAUGUGUUGACAUGUUAUUACCCGAAACCAGGACAUGAGACAAAGGAGGUUCUGGAUAUUGUUCCUUUUGGAAUUGGAUUUAUAUGCAGUUUGUUAUUUCUUGUUUUUCCUACAACCAGACGUGGGAUUGGCUACCCUCUUACACCUUAA